Messenger RNA from Harpegnathos saltator (Jerdon's jumping ant), 3940 nucleotides. It is a transcript of the gene Appl, whose product is annotated as amyloid-beta-like protein. The transcript is spliced from 15 exons. The record is from RefSeq and is a predicted model, not a curated record. Gene Ontology annotation, cellular component: membrane; neuron projection; neuronal cell body. Gene Ontology annotation, biological process: axonogenesis; central nervous system development. Gene Ontology annotation, molecular function: heparin binding; transition metal ion binding. Bases 419 to 2545 code for a protein of 708 amino acids. Lineage: Eukaryota; Metazoa; Arthropoda; Insecta; Hymenoptera; Formicidae.
GCGGCGACGACGACGACGGCGACGACUGUAGGCGGGCAGUAGUUCGCUGCGCUCUCGGUGGUAUAUACGGCGGGUGAAUUGUGCGCCAGGUAAAACCGUACGUACCGCGACGACGAGGAUCGGGGCUGUGUCCCGCAAGAAUCAUUGCGACGCGUUUCAUACGGCGUAACACCGUUUUCAUACGCCUCGUCGGCUGGGAAAGAGGAACGUUCUGAGAACGGGAGACGACGAGAGAGGGAGAGGGGGAGAGAGAGAGAGAGAGAGGGACAGAGAGGAAGAUACACGAGCAUUCGGAGAAGGAAAGAAGAGAUCCGCAGGAUUUGCGGAGGAUUCGCGGAGGCAUUCGCCGUGAGCGGACACACUCGUCGAGGAGAACGAGAGGACGUGGAAUCGUAGGUGGGCCGGGAAGAGGAAGGAGAUGAAGGGGAUGCUGGCGCUGGCCGCGUUGCUCGGCGUCCUGUCGCUCGUCUGCCGCGUCCAGGCGGUGUCGGAGAGGCUCGAAUUGGCACCGGCUGGCGGAAGAUCAGAGCCGCAGGUCGCUACCUUGUGCGAAGCUGGCGAGGUGUACCUUGCGCAGCACAUGGGAGAGCAAGGUCGAUGGGUCUCCUCGACCGAUAAGAAGAGCUGCAUGACGGACAAGCUCGAGAUUCUGGAAUAUUGCAAGAAGGCUUACCCGAAGAGAGACAUCACCAAUAUUGUCGAAUCGUCGCACUACGUCCGUGUCAGCGGAUGGUGCAAACCCGGAAGGACCAAGUGCAAGCUAUCUCGCUGGGUCAAACCCUACAGAUGCCUGGAGGGACCCUUCCAGAGCGACGCGCUCCUCGUGCCAGAGGGCUGUCUCUUUGAUCAUCUACACAAUCAAACAAAAUGCUGGGAGUCUCACAGAUGGAACGCCACAGCCGCAGAGACCUGCAGGGAGCGAAAUAUGAACCUGCGUAGUUUCGCAAUGCUGUUGCCUUGCGGUAUAUCCUUGUUCUCCGGUGUCGAGUUUGUAUGCUGCCCGAAACACCUGAAAGAGAAUGUGAAAUCCAAGAAACCGAUUGACUUACCUAUCCCGAAGAAUGUGGACGAUGAUCUUGAUGAGGACGAGGAUGAUCUCGAUGAUGAAGAUGACUUGGACGGCGACACCGAGGACGAGGACAAUUCCGAUGGUGAUCUCGAGGACGUGCUUAGCGAUCAGCCCGAUGAUGACGAGAGCGAAGAGGAAUACGAUGAUCUCGACGAUUAUGACACGACUACCAGUCGACCAUCGACGACAAUUUCUCCGACGGAGAAAACCAAGCAGGAGGCAACGGCGAUGCCGUUGCCGGCCAGUACGAGCACACAGCAGCCUUCUCAACCGCAGGGCACUCCCGAUCCAUAUCUGACGCACUUCGAUCCGCGAUCCGAGCAUCAAAGUUACAAGCAGGCUCAGAUGCGGCUCGAGGAGGUACACAAGGAGAAAGUGACGAAGGUGAUGAAGGACUGGAGUGAUCUCGAGGAGAGAUAUCAGGAUAUCAGGGCCCACGAUCCGGUCGCCGCGGAUGCUUUCAAACGCUGGAUGACUGCGCGAUUCCAAGAGACCGUGGCUGCGCUCGAGGAAAGCGGCGCGGCGGAGAAGCAUCAGCUGAGCGCGAUGCAUCAGCAGCGAGUGCAGGAGGCUGUCAAGCAGAGGAACGAGGAGGCUAUGUCGUGCUACACCGCAGCCCUCAACGAGACGCCGCCGAAUAUGCACCGCAUCCAAAAGUGCUUGCAGAAGCUACUCAGAGCUCUCCACAAGGACAGGCACCAUACGAUCGCUCAUUAUAAACAUCUGCUCGACAGCAGCCUGGAGCAGGCACAGCGAGAGAAGCCGGCGACUUUGGAGCACCUGGCGGAAAUCGAUAGGAUUACCAAUCAGAGCCUGCUGAUGUUGGAACGAUAUCCAGAUCUAAGCGCAAAGAUUGGCCGUCUCAUGGACGAUUACGUUUUGGCCCUCAGGAGUAAGGAUGAAACUCCGGGAUUGCUGCUGGCGAUGACGCGCGAAGCGGAGGCAGCUAUUCUCGACAAGUAUCAGGCCGACGUCGCCAGCAAGCAGCAAGAGAAGGAACAUCAGAAGCAACUCGAACGAGCGCGCAAGGAGCAACGCAAGGCGGAACGUGGCGAGCUGCGCACGGAACAGGAGCAGCACGAGGAGAGCGAUUCGGCCAUUGACACCAAGGAUAUCCCUCAGCAAUCGGAGCAGCCUGCCGCGGUCGCUGCCAUGCACAAUGAGGGAGUGGUCAGAGCAGCGCACAGCAUGACACACGAUGUCUCUCAUUCCGAGCCUGGUUACUCCGUGAGGCGGGAGGUGUACCACAGAGAGAGCCGAUCCGUCUACUUCACGCUCGCGUUCGGCGGAAUAGUACUCAUGGCAGCUGCAGUCGUGGGUGUCGCGGUAUUCAAGAGACGUAGCGCGAGGAGCCCCCACAGUCAGGGUUUCAUCGAGGUCGAUCAGGCGGCUACGCCCGAAGAGCGGCACGUUGCGAAUAUGCAGAUCAACGGGUACGAGAAUCCUACAUACAAAUACUUCGAGGUGAAGGAAUAAUUCGGCCGCCCGAGGCGUUCGCAGUUUUGAUUUCAAGCUGAUUGCAAAGCCAUUCGUUCUCGCGUAUUUUCUUCGAGAAUCUCAUAAUAUUUUGUUAGAGUAAGAUAUAAAUAACGCGUGUGCGUGUACGUGUACACACACAUACGCAUGCAUACACACACACACACACACACACGCAUGCAUACACACCAACACACACAUACACACACACACACACACACAUCUCUAACUCCCUCGAGAUUCUUCCGAAGACAACCACAGACGUGGAAUCUGCGCAUCUCGAAUGCGCCUCUCGCGAAUCGCGCGGGAAUACGCGUCCCUCAAUCAGCAGAUCGUGCUCGCGGCAUUUAUGUAACGUAAUCGCCACACGUUCUCUCUCUCUCUCUUAAACCGCGACUGCGUCGCGGUGCAAGAUCGGUUUCCGAGAGAGCUUGACAAUAUACACGUGUAAAAUAAAGCUUGUAGGCGAGGACACACGCGCGCACAGACGGGGAAGCAGUCGUUGAAAAUUUCGCAUAUGUCUUACGUGAUGUGCCAUACGAACAUGCCAGAUAUGUAUGAUAGAAGCUAUCUUCGGAAGUAUCUCACGCAACACACGCAUCAUUUUACAAUUGCGUUAUCGUCCAUAUGUACUACAUGUCCGGUAAAAACGCAGGAAGGAGCGCGUCUCGUUGUAAAAGUAGAGAGAAACACAUCGUCCUUUAGACUUGACCUCGAUGUUCCUUCGCCUCUAACGUUGUGUGCUCGAGCCGCUCUUCGCUCUCCUCCUGGACGAGAGAACCUCCUUGUCGCUCAAACGACGAAUGGAAGGAACGCGGCGCACGGCGCGUAAACACGGCGUCCUUUUGCGCUCUUUGCUGUAUUUUUAGGUUCUGAUAUUUUCGGAGAUAAUCAAUGGCAAUAAGAGAAAUGUUGUAACGCAGCUUAAUUAAGUAUUUCGCGAAGAGAGAGAGAGAGAGAGAGAGAGAGAGAGAGAGAGAGGAAAGAAGAAAAAAGAGAAAAAGCACGAAGAACACGAUAGCGAUUAUAGUAACUUGUCACUGAGACAGCGUAGAAGUAUAAAAUAUUUCGAUUGUAAUCGCGCGCACAUAAUCGUUGUAACGUUGUGCUAAUUAAUCGAGACGGCAGAGUAAAAGCGAGCUGUAUGCGGGGCACUCUUAAAAUAUCAGAACACAUACUGUCACAAGCGUGUCAUCGUUGCACGUUUCACCUUUGUAAUGCAGCUGUAUUUUUUCCGCCCCUUCACCUAUCCCUUCCUAUUUUCCCCCCUCGUCCUUCCGUUCGAUAUUCCCACUGCCUGGUUUACUCUCGGUGACCUUCUUCAGUACUUAAAAAACACGUCUACUGCUAGAUGAUAAAAAAAAAAAGAGAACUUAAGAUAUAAGGGAAUUAUAA